Messenger RNA from Linum trigynum, 2360 nucleotides. The record is from the annotation of a GenBank genome assembly. Lineage: Eukaryota; Viridiplantae; Streptophyta; Magnoliopsida; Malpighiales; Linaceae.
CCUACAUGUUUACAAUUGCAAUGGAAGCCCUAGAUUGUUUGACUAAGAAAGCAAUGGUAGAUAACCAGAUACCUUAUCAUCCUCGUUGUAAACCUCUUAUGAUUUCCCAUUUGUGUUUUGCGGAUGACUUGAUGAUGUUUACCAAUGGGUCAAUAAGAGGGGUUGCUGGCAUUAGAAGAUUAAUGGAUAGUUUUUAUAAGCUAUCUGGUUUGAGGUGCAACCCAGCAAAAUGUCAGCUUUUCUGUGCUGGUAUUCCAAAGGAAGAAAUGCUUACUAUAUCUGAAUUUACUGAAUUCCCUCUAGGGACACUUCCUGUGAGGUACUUGGGAGUUCCACUCAUUACAGGAAAACUUACUAGGCAAGACUGUAAAGUGCUGGUGGAUAAGAUAACACAAAAACUGAGAAGCUGGAGAUCAAAACUGCUAAGCUAUGCUGGUAAAAUACAACUCAUAUCAACUGUCAUCACUAGUACUCUUCAAUACUGGCUCAAUAUCUUCUUACUGCCUCAAUUUGUUAUAAAGGAGGUGGGAAGAUUGUGUAAUGAGUUUUUGUGGGAUUCUGCUGAGGAUGGCAGUAGAAAGAAAGGGGUCAUGGCUUGGGAUAAGUUGUCUAUUCCUAAAAAGGAGGGUGGACUUGGAAUUAGGAACUUUGGAGUAUGGAACAAGGCAUGUGUAUUGAGACAUUUAUGGGAGAUUCUUACUCUGGGGGGUUCUAUCUGGGUUGCAUGGAUUUCAAGGUAUAGGCUGAAAGGCAGAAGCAUCUGGGAACUCUCAGUUGGUUCUGCUGGGACAUUGAUUUGGAAACGGUUGUUGAAAUGCAAGGCAAUAGCCUAUCCUUUUGUUUCUGGGAAUGGGAGCAAUACUCUGUGGCAGGGGGAGCAAAUGAAACAGUUCUCAAUGUCCAGGGUAUGGAAUGAUAUCAGGGAGAAAAAACCAGAAGUGCAGUGGUGGAGAUUAGUCUGGGCAAAGGAAAUUAUUCCUAAGCAUGGACUGAUUUUGUGGCUUGCUAUCCAUGGGAGAUUGGUUACUCAGGAUAAACUCUUGGCCUGGGGGGAAAAUGUCUCUGGCUGCUGUGUUUUGUGUCCAGGGGGUGUAGAGAGCAGGGAUCAUUUAAUGAUUUAUUGUUCUUAUUCACUUUCUGUUUUGAAGCUUUGUAUGAAAAGUCUUUCUCCACCAGAUGUAGGAGACUGGGAAGCAACAGUUGCUUGGUGUGCAAGGGAAUGGAAGAAGAAGGCUGCUCGAUCGAGACUUUGCAGAGUGUUGUGGUGUACUGCUGUGAGCUACAUAUGGCGUGAGAGGUGCUCUCGAAUGUAUAGGACUAAGGUAAUCAGAGAUCCUGCUAUGUUGGUGAAGUUGAUACGUGAGGAAGUUACCUACCGAGUAUAUGAAGAUCCUGCCCUACAGUUAGAGUUAGAUAGUAUUCAGUAAAUAUAUAGAUAGGAGCGGAUUGUACGUUUUGUCUUCUGCGUUGUAAACGUUUGAGAGGUGCUGCAGGGUUUCCUCUGCAAGUGGCCUGGUUUUAAAGCUAUUUUUUGAUUUCGCAUAAAAUGUUUUUUUGGAAAGUGGAUCACCACGUAUCUCUUUCAACUCAACAUCAUGUUGCCAAGUCAACAUUGCAAACAAAACUAUUUACGGGAAGUUAGAGGUUGGCUAAUAUUAUCCCUUAGUAAGCCCCCUUGAGCCAUGAGUCCCUUCUUUGUGUACGUAGAGAUCCCCUUGUGUUUCUUUAAGGUUCCACAUGGUCGUUUUACAUAAUUGUGUUGAAAUUCAAAGUGAGUGAAGGAGGUAAAGGAUGAGCAUUAUGUUCUUCAAAAUGGAAAAUGUGGCAAGUUUGUGAGGGUAUCAAAGAAAGAAAGAAAGAAAAGAAGAGUAACAAGAAAAGAGAGUUGCCACAAAGUAAUUAAGUUGCUUGAAGAUACGCAUCAUAUACUCUUGUGCUUAGAAAGUGAUAAAACAACAUUAGCAGAGAAGGAUAGCUUGUUUUGACUAUUUUAUUAAUGUGGUUUUUGGUUUGAUACUGUGGAACCUGUGCUUGAAAUAAUACCACCACCUACAAAUAUAUUCAUGUGUCCUAGACCCUAGCCAGUACAUUUUGACCUUAUCAAGUUCUCUUGACGAGUUAGUGGUGACAACUUAUGUGUGAACUCUAAUCCGUAGACGUAGUGGUUGCUAUCAUGGUGAAAAGACGUUUGGAUUGAGAGAAAGAGCAUGCACAUCUAUUGCUUCAAAUUGUCCUGACCCUACUCGUCGGGAGUGAGUGAUUAAUAUCCAUAUUAUAUUUAUCCCGGUGAGGACCUGUUUGCACCAUAAAAUUUUAUUGUACCACAUUGAUGAGUUACAAGAUAAAUAAUGAGUUUAUAA